Molecule: messenger RNA, 2495 nt
Organism: Canariomyces notabilis
Lineage: Eukaryota; Fungi; Ascomycota; Sordariomycetes; Sordariales; Chaetomiaceae
Product: dynamin family protein
Exons: 1
Coding region: 281-2329 (682 amino acids)
Cellular component (GO): microtubule; cytoplasm; membrane
Molecular function (GO): GTP binding; microtubule binding; GTPase activity
Source: RefSeq, a predicted model, not a curated record
GGACCUACAGGGCUGCGCUUGUUGCUCUCAAAGAUUGUCCGCUUCCGCUUGGUUGGGCCACGCGGUUUUGGGCUGUGGCGAGACAAACGGCAGCCGAUAUGCCUGGUAAUGGUAUCUAACAAAGUUGCCAUGUCUGGAGCCUUGUGCUUCAUGACCCAUCUCCUCUUAACUCAUUCCUACCUCGUCUGCUUGUUGCUGUUCUAAUUCCCAUAAUCUUUUUGACUCGUUCAAUUCACAUCCUUUCAUUUCCAUUUCCGUUUCCCGGGUCCCGCAGCCCAAGAUGGUUACACGUCUUGAGCUGGCGGUGGAUGCUCAUGAGCUGGCCAGUGAACAGCGUGCCCUCCUCGAUCUCAUUGACAAGCUUCAGUUUGCUCAGCUCGACAAUGUCAAGCUACCACAAAUCAUCGUGGUCGGUGACCAGAGUGCUGGAAAGAGCUCGGUCCUCGAGGCCAUUACCGGAACCCCUUUUCCCCGCGAUGCGGGCGCCUGCACCAGGUUCGCGACCGAGAUUAGGCUACGGAGAGCGCCCCAGUCGAGCAUCACCGUCUCCGUGAUUCCAGACAAGAACCGCAGCUUCGCCGAGCAGGAGCAGUUGAGACAGUUUGGCGGAAUGGUCAACGCCGGCAUGCCCUUCGAACAUCUAAUGAAAGCUGCCGUCGACCUCAUCGCUCCCAAGAACAUUCCUGGCCGAUUUGCGGCGCGUGACAUUCUAGUCGUCGAGAAACGCGGCCCAGAUAUGCCUCUACUGACCCUAGUAGAUCUGCCUGGCCUUGUACGCAAUGCGAACAACGACCAGUCUCCGGAAGACAUCAAGACAAUUGAAGCCUUGUCGGACCGAUACAUGAGGAGCUCUCGUACCAUCAUCCUGGCUGUCGUCGGUGGGAAUUCCGACUAUGUGCAGGCUCCUAUUCUCACCAAGGCACGCCACUUCGAUCCGAGUGGAUCCAGAACCAUUGGCGUCUUGACGAAGCCUGAUCUCACAGAGUCCAUUGGACUCGAAGAUAAGUUCCUCGAUUUGGUCCAAAACAAGGACAAGAGAAACGAGUUUAGGCUUGGCUGGUAUGUCCUCCUGAACCCGGGGCCUCGGGAGCCGGGUCAGCCUUGGCCCUCCGUCGAGGAGCGUCGCCGAGUCGAGGCAGCCUUCUUCAACCGGGGGAAAUGGGCCUCGCUCGCAAGGUCAAUCUGCGGUACUGCCGCCUUGAUGCAGAAACUCAGCGUACAGUUACAGCAGCACAUCGGAAAGCACGUUCAUACCCUCCGCAAACAGAUCCAGAAGGCCCUCGACGCCUGCGAUGCCGAACUCGCAUCCCUCGGCACCGCCAAAGACACCCCAGAAGAGAUGCGCGUUGAGCUUGUCGAACUCUUCUCCGCGUCCAAGGAACUGGUAAUUCCAGCGGUCUAUGGUUUCUAUAAGAAUCCGCCUAAGAAGAACUUCUUCCGCGUAACGGCGGAUCCAAGAGGGACCCCUGUGCAGAAUCUCCGCGCCCGCGCUAUUGAGGAAAACGACCGCUUUUCACAAGGCGUACGAGCACACGGCCGCAAGUUCAACUUCUCUGCAUCCGCUUCGCAGCUGCCCGGUGAGCAGGUUCCUACUGAUGCCGUCAAACGGGACUUCAUCCGCAGCGAAGUUGAACCGCUGCUGCGUCAGGUCCGCGGGUCUGAACUUCCCAUGGACCCCAAACCGAGGGCCGUUUACAUGCUCUUCCAGAGUUACUCUGAGAAAUGGCCCAAGCUAGCUCAGGAGCACAAGGACAACCUUGGGGUCGUGUGUAACGAAUUUCUCAGCGAGCUCAUUGACUACGCUUGGCCGAAACGUAUGCGCGAGCCCCUUCGCCGCCAUUUCCUGGAGCCCAAAAUGAAGGAGCUGAUGGGUAACGCUCAGCACGAGCUGGAUCUUUUGAUGCAUGAUAUGAACCUCGAAGUUCAACCGCAUGACCCCGAGUACGAAGAGCGUUUGAGAAACUGGCACGCCAGCAUUUCCAACGCGGGCGCAACCUUCUCCGAGGCCGAGGAGGUGCUGGAAAAAAUGCUUAUCUACUACGAUCUGGCUUCCAAGUCAUUCAUUCGGAACGUCAUUACACAAGUGGUAGAGCGUCAUCUUCUCCAAGGCAUAUACAGCAUGUUCAAUCCGGCUAAAGUCCUCGAGUUGAGCAACGAAGUCAUUGAAGCAAUUGCUGCUGAGAACAAGGAGACCCGGGACCGGCGUCAGACCCUCAAAGUUCAGAAGAAAUCCAUCGAAGAGGCCAAGGAGAUCUGUGCCAGCCUUGCCAUGCGCAAGGAACUCAGAACAGUAAGUCAUUCAGCCAUCCCAUCCUUAGGGCAAAGCUGACCCAUCUCAGCCUGUUGAUGGUGGCGGCUUCGAUGAUGCGGAAGACACCAGUAACGACGAAGAAGACGCCAACGCCAGCGAGAAAGCAGUCCGCAUGAGACCGCCUCCCAGCCCCUCGUCCCCCAGACAAUCCCGGCGUGCAAGGCCUCCUUCAGCGGGAGAACCC